Messenger RNA from Cryptotermes secundus, 2054 nucleotides. RefSeq names its product ribosome-binding protein 1. The transcript is spliced from 5 exons. Bases 206 to 1213 code for a protein of 335 amino acids. The record is from RefSeq and is a predicted model, not a curated record. Lineage: Eukaryota; Metazoa; Arthropoda; Insecta; Blattodea; Kalotermitidae.
GAGGCGGAUGAGGGACCAUACGCACGAGGUGCACGAGUCAUCAUCAUUCGCGCAACGGAACUUGCAAGAGUUAGACCAGUUAGACCACGGAUUCCGAGUCCACUUUGCAGGCAAGAACUUUCGAGUGUCCACUUCAUUGUACAAAGCUUCUUUUAUAUUCUUGAAAGAAACGUGGAGUAGUAUACUAGAAAAAAAAUUAUAUUAAAUGAUGGAAAACUACAAAACUACGGCGAGAUUAGUCGCUGCGUCGGAUAUUAUUUUCACCAUGUUUGUGUUUAUUAUGGAAGUAUCCCAUGGCACUAAUUAUGUAAAACAAGGGACAUAUUUUCGACUACUUGGAAUUGAGUUAAAAGAAAUGUUUAUUAACAAUCCGGAUUUAGGGGAAUUUCGUCGAGAUAUUAUACUAUUCUGCAUCUUCUAUACAUUGAUGGAGUUCAUUGUCUCUGCUUUGCUCUUUUUUGGGCUUGAUGUGAGGAGGAUUUGGUGCGCAGUCCCGUGGAUGUUAUGCAAGAGUGUCGUUAUCAUAGGGCAGGUUUACGGCCGCAUUAAUUACUUUAUACAUGAAGAAAAAGUGAGACCAAUCAUCAUCAUCACAUCAUUUAUUGUCUUCGUGAUGCUUCUUGGCCAAUUGGCUGCUGUGCUCUAUGCUAUUCGAGAAAUGUUGAAACAGAGGCGGCGUUCUCAAAUUAUGGAAGGCCGUGACACGUCCCAAGAUAAAUUCAUUGAUGUUCGGAGAUAUGAAAAGGCGUCUGAAGUUGUUCAGAGAGACGAAGAGGAGUCUGAAAUUGUCCAGAGAGCGAGAGAAUCAUCUAAAGUUGUUGAGGGAGCUGAAGAUAAAUCUCGAAUUUGCCAGGAAACGAAAGAGGAAUUUCAAGUUGUUCAAGGAGCAGAAGAGGCGUCUGAAAUUCCUCAGGGAAUGGAAGAGGCUUCUAAAGUUGCUCAAGUAUCGGGAGAGCCUUCUGAAGAUGGUCGAGGAGCGGAAGGGUCCACUGAUGUUGCUCGAGGAGCAGAAGAGUCCAAUGAAGUUGCUCGGGGAGCGGAAGGGUCCCCUGAAGUUGCUCGGGGAGCGGAAGGGUCCCCUGAAGUUGCUCGGGUAGCGGAAGGGUCCACUGAAGUUGCUCGGGGAACGGAAGGGUCCCCUGAAGUUGCUCGGGGAACGGAAGAAUCCUCUAAAGUUGCUCAGGGAGCUGAAGAGCCCGCCGAAGUUGCUUGAGGAGUGGAAGAGCCUUCUCAGCAAGUGGAAGAAGAAUCUGAAGCUGACCGGAGGGCUGAUGAGGGGAUUGAUUCUGUUCAGAAGCCUAAGGAGAUGUGUGAUACUGAUCAAUCUUAAUAAUUCCGAUUAAACCAUAGACAACUCUAAUACUUCUGCCCAAAUUAUCAUAGUCUUGUUUAAUGAUUAUGUAGCUGCAGCUUUGGAACAUUUGUUUGACAGAUGAGAUUAACUUUCUCUUUUCCAGAAAGGCUUAAUAACGCAAAAUACAUUUUAAUACUUUAUCAUCAACUUGCAUUGUAUCAAUAUUAUUCUCCGAGUCUUUCAAUUUGGGUUCUUACAUUUCUACUCUUACUUCUGAUAGUAUUUUUAAUCUACUGUAGUAAUUCAAUUGGGUUUAAGUCUAAUCUACAUAUGACACAUGGCAUUAUUCUACAUAAAUUACUACAGACUGAAAUCUUUUAGGUGACAUAGGGAUGGAAGAUUAUGAAGAGUAAUGUUAAAAGAUUACUAGCUCUGCAGUAUUACAUAAUAUGAGAAAGCAAAUAUACAGUACACACUACAACAAUGCUGACACAUUUUACGGCUCAGGAAAUUUGUUCUAUUCUUGAUCAGCAAUUCAGAUUCAUUUUUACAUAAGGAAAAGCAAAUUCAGAGAUCCCUUUCUCUCCAGUAUUAACUGGAAACGAAUGAUUUAUUUUAGUUUUAGUAUAUGCAANUUACAAAAAAAAAAAAAAAAAAAAAAAAUGUAACAAAAGUGUGACAGAUGUGCACUCUUAUUCUUAACACAAAUAAUGUUUGAAGUAUAUCACACUCUUAAAAAUAAAAAAAUUAAUUUUAAUGA